GUCAUGAAGGGCCCCCUGCUCGGAGGCAUGUUCUCCCGGCAUGUCAAGCGGCACCCCGGCCUCAUUCCCCUCAUUGGCUUCAUCAGUGUCGGCCUGGGCAGUGCUGUCCUGUACUUGCUGAGGCUGGCCCUGUACAGCCCGGACGUCAGCUGGGAUCGAAAAAAUAAUCCUGAACCCUGGAAUAAGCUGAGCCCCACGGAGCAGUAUAAAUUUCUGGCAGUUUCCACUGACUACAAGAGCCUCAAGAAGGACCGUCCCAGUUUCUGAGCUGACCCUGGGAUGUGCUGGGGCAGGGGAGAGCGUGCCCACCCCCCAGCAGCACCACCACGGCCCCCACCAGCCCUGCCAGCUCUCACCUGCCCCACGGCUCCGCGACAGUCACCACGCACACAGGUCUGACUGCUUCCCCAGCACCCCCAAACCGUGGGGCUGCGCCCCCCGCAAUAAACCACGUCACUCCAAGAGCGAUGUGACCGCCAUUGCCAGUGCCCCUGCGCCCUCCUGCCCUGCCUGGCAAGCUGCUCUCACUAUCAUAUCUCAUCUGCAUUAAACUCAUAGGACAGUAAUAAAUUAUUGGGGGA
Messenger RNA from Gymnogyps californianus (California condor), 581 nucleotides. It is a transcript of the gene COXFA4L2, whose product is annotated as NDUFA4 mitochondrial complex associated like 2. NCBI's taxonomy places the organism in Eukaryota, Metazoa, Chordata, Aves, Accipitriformes, Cathartidae. The transcript is spliced from 4 exons. The coding region runs from base 4 to 267 and encodes 87 amino acids. The record is from RefSeq and is a predicted model, not a curated record.